Messenger RNA from Juglans regia (Persian walnut), 841 nucleotides. RefSeq names its product transmembrane protein 18. NCBI's taxonomy places the organism in Eukaryota, Viridiplantae, Streptophyta, Magnoliopsida, Fagales, Juglandaceae. The transcript has 4 exons. The record is from RefSeq and is a predicted model, not a curated record. Bases 199 to 690 code for a protein of 163 amino acids. Gene Ontology annotation, cellular component: nuclear membrane.
AGGCCACAGUUAAUAGGAAUUUUUGGAAAGAACCUACCGAAGAAGACUCCGUUACUAUAAUAUAUACGCAGGGUCUUCGGAACUCCACCACGAUUUACAAGACAAGACGCGCGAAAAUAAAUUUGCAGUGGAAGAAGUUGUGCGUAUUUCUUGUUGCUACAGCUUGAAGUCGAGAACUUUUGGAGGAUUUGGAAGGCCAUGGAGGAGCUGAAAUCGGCUAUGGAGGAGCACAUGGACCAAAUGGCCGAUCUGGUCCAGAAAUUCUCUUCCGAGCUGCGCUACGGUCUACGUCCCGCCUACGACAAUUUCAUUGGUUUCUUCCACGCAAUCGACUGGAAGGAACCUUGGUUAAUGUGCUUAAUAGGGUUACAUUUUGCGUUGUUGCUGCUUACGAUCUUCUCGAGGAAGCAUAUCAACUUUCAGAUGUGCUUGUUCCUUCUGGCAUUGGCUGGUGUAUAUCUUGCUGAGAAUCUCAAUAGAUUCCUAGGUGAAAACUGGAAGAGCUUCGCCGGCCAGAAUUAUUUUGAUCGGAGUGGUGUUUUUCUCUCGGUACUAUGGUCUGGGCCUCUUCUUGUCAUCGCAAUCAUAAUCUUGGUAAACACACUCUUUUCCUUAUGUUUCCUGAUGGUAAGAUGGAAAAAGGCAGAGCUCAGAUAUCGUGCAAGGGUUGCCCGUGACAAGAAGGAUUGAUCGAGCUCAUGUUUCAGUUUUGCUGACCGACGCACCCCUCCAUUAUAAUAGGGUCUGUACCUUUAAGGUGGUUUUGAGGUUGAAAAUUCCUUACCAUUUUUCUACUAAUAAACACUUUCAUUAGCCUUGUAUUACCACUGUUAAACCCUUA